UCUCGGGUCACGUGACGCGACAGGAGCGCCAUCGGCUCCUCCCUCCCCAAGAUGGCGUCCUUGCUGCAGUCGGAGCGGGUCCUCUACCUCGUCCAGGGAGAAAAGAAGGUCCGGGCCCCUCUCUCGCAGCUUUACUUCUGCCGCUAUUGCAGCGAGCUGCGGUCGCUGGAAUGUGUGUCUCACGAGGUGGACUCUCAUUAUUGCCCCAGUUGCUUAGAAAAUAUGCCAUCAGCUGAAGCUAAACUAAAAAAGAACAGAUGCGCCAACUGCUUUGACUGUCCCGGCUGCAUGCACACCCUCUCCACCCGGGCCACAAGCAUCUCCACACAGCUUCCAGAUGACCCAGCCAAGACCACCAUGAAGAAAGCCUAUUACCUGGCCUGUGGAUUUUGUCGCUGGACAUCUAGAGAUGUGGGCAUGGCGGACAAAUCUGUGGCUAGUGGUGGUUGGCAGGAACCUGAAAAUCCUCACACUCAACGGAUGAACAAACUGAUUGAAUAUUACCAGCAGCUUGCUCAGAAAGAGAAGGUUGAACGAGAUCGCAAGAAACUGGCACGACGUAGAAACUAUAUGCCUUUGGCUUUUUCGCAACAUACUAUUCAUGUAGUGGACAAAUAUGGUCUUGGAACCAGACUUCAGCGACCACGAGCUGGUGCAACCAUCAGUACCCUGGCUGGACUUUCCCUUAAAGAAGGAGAGGACCAGAAAGAGAUAAAGAUUGAGCCAGCUCAAGCUGUAGAUGAAGUGGAGCCUCUACCUGAAGACUAUUACACAAGACCAGUCAAUUUAACAGAGGUAACCACCCUUCAGCAGCGCCUCUUACAGCCUGACUUCCAGCCAGUCUGUGCUUCUCAGCUCUAUCCUCGUCACAAACACCUCCUGAUCAAACGGUCCCUGCGCUGCCGGAAAUGUGAACAUAACUUGAGCAAGCCAGAAUUUAAUCCAACAUCUAUCAAAUUUAAAAUCCAGCUGGUUGCUGUCAAUUACAUCCCAGAAGUGAGAAUCAUGUCGAUUCCCAAUCUUCGCUACAUGAAGGAGAGCCAAGUUCUCCUGACUCUUACGAAUCCAGUGGAGAACCUCACCCAUGUGACACUGCUGGAAUGCGACGAAGGGGACCCUGAUAAUGUCAACAGCACUGCUAAGGUGGUGGUGCCGCCCAAAGAGCUGGUGCUGGCCGGCAAGGACGCGGCCGCAGAGUACGACGAGCUGGCAGAGCCCCAGGACUUUCAGGAUGAUCCCGACAUUAUUGCGUUCAGGAAGGCCAACAAAGUCGGCAUUUUCAUCAAAGUGACCCCACAGCGUGAGGAGGGCGAAGUGACCGUGUGCUUUAAGAUGAAGCAUGAUUUUAAAAACCUGGCAGCGCCCAUCCGCCCCAUCGAGGAAAGUGACCAGGGCACGGAAGUCAUCUGGCUCACUCAGCACGUGGAGCUCAGCCUGGGCCCACUCCUUCCUUAAAUGUUCACUGGUGGGCAGAGCCCAACGGACAGUGUCACCACAGAUCCCUGCGAAAACACGGAAGCCGCUGCUUCAUCAGCCCUGUUUAUAACAAUGUACCCACACACUACUGAGUCCUGUCCUAGGAGGGUGGGGCAUAGGCAAGGCGUUAGGAACACAGGGCAACUGCUGUUCCUCUUACUCUGUUAACACCAGAAAGUCUGUGUCUCCCUCACCGAACCCUGCAUGUUGACUACAACAGCAUAGCUCCAUCUGAGGAAAAGAGAUGGCUGUUCCUCGGAGUGGCAUUAGAUUUACCACUUGAGAGAUUCUGACAUACCGUCGCACAGGAUCGUAAUCUCACAGAUGAACUGAAAAUGGUAACUAAAAAGUAGGCCUGUUGGCCACGAACCGACAUUGGUCUCAGUGUACCAACUGCUUUCUGCAUUCCAUUAGAUAUAACCUAGCAGUCUAACAUACUUCUCACUUGCCGUCAUGGCUACCACCGUGCCAUAGAUUUCCAUUUGACAGAAAAAUGGAAUUGUCACAUUGCCUUCAGUUCUGUGAUGAUUGGAAAGUCUUAAGCACUCUCAUUUGCUCUCUUAGUGAAUAUAGGAUACUUAUUUAUUGGUUGCUCUUUAAAAAUUUUCCCAGUAGAAUAUGGAACUUUAAAAAAAAAAAAAAGAAUUUGAGAAGAAGGCACUUACAUGUUCCAUCAAGGGGUUGGCAAAUUCUAUUCACUUUAAAUUUUGCUACAAUACCCAGGGAUUAAUACUUCACAGGGAGGCAGUCUUUAUGUGUCUCCCUACCCCUUCUCUGCUCUGCCUCUUUAAUCCAAUAGAUUGUUCUGAAUAUUUGGGACCUGGAAAGAGUCCAAAGAAAACUUGGUGGACAAGUUCACUUCUGGAAUGCACAAAACAUCAUAAAGGUUAGAUUGUAAGCAUGAUCUGAACUAAUGUUCUUUCCAUUGAUUUCAAGGGGAGAUUAAUAGUUAUAAACUCUUGAAUCCCAAACUGGAUAUUAAGAAAGAACCUUUCCCCUUCCUGAGUUUGACUUUCAUCACAUGAUAAGUCAAAUAAGACUAUUUGGAUUGUAAAAUAGCUCAGCAAGCAGCCCAGAACACUUGCCUAACAGCACACAUUCUGUUUCCGUUCUGUAUCCUGGAGUUGGGUUGUUAACCCGAAUUUCUGUGGUGUUUUCUACGAUGAAACUUGAGACAGUAAACCACGAGCUGUACCACAUUUUCUGUAAAUGCAUUGUUAGCAAAUGGCCAGCAGACCUUUGGUAAAAAGUGAAAUUUUCUGUUUACCUUGGUUUUAUUUUCAGUUCAAGCCUUUAGUUUAGCAGAAAAGGAUGAGAUAUAGAAAUCAAUGAUAUGGACAAGACCAAGUGUCCUGCCAGCUCCCUGGACAAUAACUAUAUUUAGGAAGCCUUAAAAGACACUAAGUGGUACUUUUAAGGUCAAGCCAAUUUUACGAAACAAUAUUCCACAGAGUAAUAUACUAGUAUAUGCUACAGU
Pipistrellus kuhlii (Kuhl's pipistrelle) is the source of this 2953-nucleotide messenger RNA. It is a transcript of the gene DCTN4, whose product is annotated as dynactin subunit 4. The record is from RefSeq and is a predicted model, not a curated record. The transcript is spliced from 14 exons. Gene Ontology annotation, cellular component: dynactin complex. Bases 52 to 1455 code for a protein of 467 amino acids. Lineage: Eukaryota; Metazoa; Chordata; Mammalia; Chiroptera; Vespertilionidae.